GAGUUCUCCUCUGCUCCGAUUUUGUCGUGGUGCAAGGACACCGCAAUGCCACCGACCACGAAUACCGAUUCAGAUCAGCUAGACAACGGGAAGGAUAAAGGUCUGGCAUGUCAGUCUUGUCGGCGCAAAAAGACCAAAUGCGAUCGAGAACAGCCAUGUGCACAGUGUGUUCGCUUCGAUGUGAUUUGUACAUACGACGAUUACCGUUUGAAACCUGGUCUCCGAGCUGGAGCAGUCGAGCGACUGCAGCGUCGCGUGGAGACGCUGGAAAACAUGUUCAUCGGACAAGGCAUGCUCUGGCAAAAGAUCUGGGAUGCUGUCAAUCCAUCCUUGCAUGAAGGUCGGUCUGAAAGUACCAAGCCUGCAGACAAGAGCCUUGGCCGGUUAUGUGACGAAGUAAAACAGUCAUUGUUGCGUGAAGUGACGGAAGCAGCAGCAAGUCGAAGGUCGCUGGGUUUGGAUCGGAGCAUUGACGAAAUCGACGAGAUUGAAAAUGAACCAGAAACACGGCCAGAGCAAAGUCCCGCCAAACGAAGGAGGUUGGAUUCUCAGGCGAUGUCCAAAGAGCAACCUCUUGACCCAAUGCUGGAAGUAGUCUCUCCUGCCUCCAAUGGUCUGCCUUCUCGGAGCGUAAUGCUGGAGCUAGUCGAGUUCCAUUUCGCGAAUGUUCACCCCUGGAUUCCGAUCCUCCAUGUGAGAAGAUUUCGCGAACAACUGCAAAUAUUCGAAGGCUGGGAAAAGGCCAUCCACAUUCUGCAUGCUAUCGUGGCGACUUGUAUCCGCUUCACAAAUCAUCCUGACGCAGGUAGCAUUGAGUCAAGAACACAGAUGGCCGCUGCUAGUCGGCAACGAGUGAUACUCAAGAGCAUGGAAUCAUUCUCAGUUGAGAAUUUGCAAGCAUUGGUCAUAAUUGCCUUCGAUACGAUUGGUAGCGGUCGCGGACCCUCAGCGUGGUCAAUUGUUGGAAGCAUGACUCGAACCGUUGAGCAGCUGCAGUUGAGUGUUGAGGACUGUCGAGAUGACGAGGCAGGAAACGGUGGAGGAGAGUACCUGAUCAGACGCAUGGUGUUCCUGAAGCCCACGCAGCACUGGUGGCAAGCUGAGGAGCGAAGACGCGUAUUCUGGACUGUCUUUCUAAUGGACCGUUUCUGCAGUGUAUCGACCGGAUGGAACCUCGGCCUUACUACUGCAGACGUCCGACGGCGUCUGCCUUGUGAAGGAGCCUUGUGGGAGAGAGAGCAAGAAGUACGCACGCCACUAUUUGGGAUAGCAGAUAAGGCUGGUCUCGUCCCCAGUGGAGCAAAUCCACAAGACCCCGAGCCCGAGCAAGACGCCAUCGGUGGGUUUGCGUAUGCCAUCGAGGCCACUGAAUCGCUUACUCUAGUCAUCAACUUCUUCCUACGUCAUGCGCUUGACCUGCAAGACACGCAAAAGACACAGCUCUGGCUGAUGAAAUUCAAAGAGCUCGACCUGCGUCUCGUACAGUGGAAACUGUUCCUGCCGUCCAAAUGGCGAUCAGCCUCCGUCCUUAACGCAGAUGGCAUCAUGGAUCCCAAUCUCACUCUGGCACAUUUCACCCACAACACAGCGGUAAUACUACUCCACCAGAGUAUUGCUUAUCCGCCAACGCACUGGAAAAGUUGUUCCGUGCGGUUCCCGUCUGUCAGCUCAGCAGAAACGUGUCUUGAAGCUGCCUCGGAAAUUGUUACUGUGGGUAGCCAGUUUCUCGAGCACUCGUCGAUUCUCGCCAAUCCUCAAUUUUCAUUUUGUCUCUUCAUUGCGGGACGAAUGCUCUUUACGCACUCCAGAUACGUCAGGAUCCCUCUGUCUGACCAGCUAGAAAGCAUCAUAUCGAGCUUACUCGAAAUAUCGCGACGCUGGGCGGGCUCCAGUACUUCAAACAAUGAGAACCUCGCCUCUGUCUUUGCCAAGAGACUCAUGAAUGCCAAGCAACAAUCACACUCCGCCACUUCACCCCAUACAAGCCUCGAUAUUCGACAGACAGUAUAUUCAGACAACCCUGAUCAAAGCGAUUCAAUCCCGACAGGGGGUUCAAGAAGGGCUAGUCGCGCACAAAAAGACAUAACCGAGAACUCUCUUGGAGGACAGCCUGCCACCGGUAACCAAGGCUCACGGGACGCCAUCUUGAAUGGAGUCUCGCCCUCUGGCUCGCUAUACGAUGCCCUCAGUCUCGCCUAUCCGCCCCUUCCUCUAUCACUGCAGGCGCAAUACGCCCCUUUGACGGAAGGACACAUUAUUGACCCUGCUUUGCUAGGCACGGAGCCUCACGACUCGUCUUAUGACAUUGAGUCGAUGUCAGCGUUACAUAAUUCUCAAUUCUGGGAUCAAAUCCCACAGUAGACUAUGUAGCCUUUUACGUAAUUUGGCCGUUGAAAUGAUCUUCGGACCAUCUACGCUUCUCAUUGGCCAAAAUCCUACUACUUC
This is a messenger RNA of Aspergillus homomorphus CBS 101889, 2445 nucleotides long. RefSeq names its product putative C6 transcription factor. Gene Ontology annotation, cellular component: nucleus. The coding region runs from base 46 to 2361 and encodes 771 amino acids. Gene Ontology annotation, molecular function: zinc ion binding; DNA binding; DNA-binding transcription factor activity, RNA polymerase II-specific. NCBI's taxonomy places the organism in Eukaryota, Fungi, Ascomycota, Eurotiomycetes, Eurotiales, Aspergillaceae. The transcript has 2 exons. Gene Ontology annotation, biological process: regulation of DNA-templated transcription; DNA-templated transcription. The record is from RefSeq and is a predicted model, not a curated record.